This is a messenger RNA of Bombyx mori (domestic silkworm), 1397 nucleotides long. RefSeq names its product presenilin-like signal peptide peptidase. NCBI's taxonomy places the organism in Eukaryota, Metazoa, Arthropoda, Insecta, Lepidoptera, Bombycidae. The record is from RefSeq and is marked provisional. Gene Ontology annotation, biological process: membrane protein proteolysis. Gene Ontology annotation, cellular component: cytoplasmic side of endoplasmic reticulum membrane; membrane; lumenal side of endoplasmic reticulum membrane. Gene Ontology annotation, molecular function: aspartic endopeptidase activity, intramembrane cleaving.
GAAAGUUGUCUUAAAAAUUGUAUUUCUGCAUUAUUUUCUAUAAGAAAUGGCAGAUAUGGCCUCAGAAAUACCUAUAAACAUCGAAGAUAGUGUUAAGGAAACUAUACAAAAUGUAACUGAGAAGCCUCCUUCAAGUAUUGAAGGGAUUGCGAUUGCAUAUUUAAGUUUAGUGAUAAUGGCUAUUUUACCUAUAUUUUUCGGUUCAUUUCGAUCGGUGAAAUAUCUAAACGAGCAAAAGAAAGCAGGAGAGCGUCAUGAAACAAUGUCCAACAAAGAUGCUCUGAUGUUCCCGUUGGUUGCAUCAUGUGCUCUUUUCGGACUAUAUAUUUUCUUCCAAUUCUUCUCAAAGGAGUAUAUCAAUCUGCUACUAACUGGCUACUUCUUCUUCCUUGGAGUUCUAGCAUUGAGUCAUCUGCUUAGUCCGAUCAUCUCGUUCCUGGUACCAGCUUCGAUACCAAACAUUCCGUUCCAUAUUCAUUUCACCCGUGGUGAGAGAGACAACAAACAGGAUAUCAUCAAUUACAAGUUCACAUCCUAUGAUGUGAUUUGUUUGCUCAUCUCGCUCUGUCUUGGAGCUUGGUACUUGCUUAAAAAGCACUGGAUCGCCAAUAAUCUGUUCGGUAUAGCGUUCGCCAUCAACGGUGUGGAGCUUCUGCAUCUGAACAACGUGGUGACCGGCUGCAUCCUACUCUGCGGACUAUUCCUGUACGACAUCUUCUGGGUGUUCGGUACCAACGUCAUGGUGACCGUCGCCAAGAGCUUCGAGGCUCCUAUCAAACUGGUGUUUCCUCAAGAUUUGCUGGUAAACGGUUUGAACGCGAGCAACUUUGCCAUGCUGGGGCUGGGUGACAUCGUGGUGCCCGGCAUCUUCAUAGCUCUCCUGUUGCGCUUCGAUAAGAGCCUCAAACGGAACUCUGAGUUUUACUUCAGGGCUACGUUCAGCGCGUACAUCCUGGGCCUGUUGGCGACCAUCCUGGUGAUGCACGUGUUCAAGCACGCGCAGCCCGCGCUGCUGUACCUCGUGCCCGCCUGCCUCGCCACCCCGCUCGCCCUGGCGCUCCUCCGCGGGGACCUGCCCGCGCUCUUCAAGUACGAGGACCAGCCGGCGGAGCCCGAAGCCGACAAGUCUAAGAAGUCCGAAUAAAGUUCGCCCGUUAGCGAGAAGCACAACAAAAGCGCACGAUACAUACACAACUUUAUCCAUAUUUUUGUAUAGUCGCUCCGUCCUUGUCGCACGCUAACAUUCAUCCAUACGUACGAGAGGGACGGGUCAUUUCAAAUUAUGUAUGUACGUAUUGUACGAAAUCUAACUUAACCUCGUGGGGGUGCAUUUUACUCAAAGCGGCGUCUGACAUUCGCCGAAUCGGCUGUUUCAAUAAUAUGACAACUAGAUGACA